Striga hermonthica is the source of this 393-nucleotide messenger RNA. Lineage: Eukaryota; Viridiplantae; Streptophyta; Magnoliopsida; Lamiales; Orobanchaceae. The record is from the annotation of a GenBank genome assembly.
AUGGUGGCGGCGAAUUUGAAAGCAGAGACGAUGAAACUUAUGGAGAAGCGUAGCGGAAUAGAGGCGAAGAUCAAUGUCAUUAUCGAGAACCUCUACCGGCCCGGCGACCCUGGCCUCGCCGGCAACCUUCUCGAUCAUGAGGGUUUUCCGAGGUCGGACAUUGACAUCCCUCCUGUGAGAGCAGAGCGACAUAGGCUUCCCGAACUCCAUAAUGAUCACAAGGAUAUUACAGAUAAAAUAGAACAAAACAUUCAGCUUUUGCAUUCUGCAAAACUUGCUCCAGCAACUGCAUUCAUUCAGGAUUCAGAUCAUAAAAAUCAAGAUGCAAAUGUUGGCAUGUUGGGGAGAAAUCCGAGUCUUGUAAAUAGCGUCUUCUGCCACUUGAAAUACUAA